Mesorhabditis belari is the source of this 1224-nucleotide messenger RNA. NCBI's taxonomy places the organism in Eukaryota, Metazoa, Nematoda, Chromadorea, Rhabditida, Rhabditidae. The record is from the annotation of a GenBank genome assembly.
AUGAUCCCCGGUGGUCUGAACGUGCAACUCAGCCGAGGGCUCACAACUUCAGCGCAGGCACGAAACAAGGUUGCCUACAUCGUGGGCGCCGCACGAACACCGAUUGGAUCGUUUCGCUCAUCGUUGGCCUCUUUGACCGCUCCGCAACUUGGUUCAGCUGCUAUCAAGGGAUCUCUGAAACACGCGAAACUACCAGCGAAUGCUGUUCAAGAAGUUUUCCUUGGACAGGUUUGUCAAGCUAACGUUGGACAAGCACCGGCAAGACAGGCGACACUUGGAGCAGGAUUGGAGAAAUCGACAGCGGUAACAACGGUGAACAAAGUGUGCUCAUCGGGAUUGAAAGCUAUCAUUUUGGCAGCUCAACAGAUUCAGACCGGACAUCAGGAUGUUGUGAUUGGUGGUGGGAUGGAAAGCAUGUCACAAGUGCCCUUUUAUUUUCCACGAGGUGACGUCCCAUAUGGUGGAGCACAACUUGUGGACGGAAUUGUGAAAGAUGGGCUCACGGAUGCUUACGAUAAAGUUCAUAUGGGUUUAUGCGGGGAGAAGACUGCGCGCGAACGAAACUUUACUCGAAAGGAUCAAGACGAGUAUGCAAUUGGAAGCUACAAGAAAAGCGCGGGUGCUUGGCAGAGUGGAGCCAUCUCUUCAGAAGUCGUUCCCGUGGAAGUGAAAGGAAAGAAAGGAUCGGUUGUGAUCGACAAAGACGAAGAAUUCGGAAAAGUCAACUUUGAUAAAUUCACCUCAUUGAAAACUGUCUUCCAAAAAGAUGGAACAAUCACAGCCGCUAACGCUUCUACUCUCAACGAUGGAGCCGCGUCAGUGAUUGUAGCUUCAGAAGACGCGAUCAAGCAAUACAAUUUGAAACCAAUUGCUAAGAUUCUCUCGUACGGUGAUGCUGCUCGAGACCCACUCGAUUUCGCGAUUGCUCCGCCAUUGUUGGUGCCCAAGCUUUUAAAAAAAGCCGGCCUUUCGUUGAACGAUAUUGAUCAUUGGGAGGUUAAUGAGGCAUUCUCCGUUGUGGUUCUUGCGUUUAUUAAGGAAUUAGGCAUCGAUGCGAGCAGGGUUAAUCCACAUGGAGGAGCCGUUUCACUGGGACAUCCAAUCGGAAUGUCGGGCGCUCGUUUGAUCACUCACAUGGUGCACGCGCUGAAGCCCGGCCAAAAAGGUUUCGCCGCGAUUUGCAACGGAGGUGGUGGUUCCUCGGGAAUGGUCAUCCAAAUCUUG